GUGCCAUCCCUUCGGUCACAAAACGUUGUAAAUUUACACACUUCUAGAAACGUCAACAAAACUCGCACAAUUGUGAACUUUGACCAGGUAGCUAGGCUGGUGGCAUGGCAGCAUUAUCUCGUAAAAAGCACCCACGCAUCCUCAGAAGUGGUCAGUCGGCUCUUGGGUGUGGCAGUCGGAGCUUUGAUGUUGCUUUCAUCUGCCCUUUAAGUACUACUCUUAAAAGCAAAAAGGAAAAGCAAAAAGGUCAGGAUUGAGUGAGACACGUCAUAAAUGUCUCAGCAGGAUGAAAGGCAGGCACAGAGGCUGUGCGCAGGUCUGUAAAAUGGC
Molecule: messenger RNA, 330 nt
Organism: Geodia barretti
Lineage: Eukaryota; Metazoa; Porifera; Demospongiae; Tetractinellida; Geodiidae
Source: the annotation of a GenBank genome assembly